Messenger RNA from Penicillium odoratum, 243 nucleotides. RefSeq lists its product as uncharacterized. Bases 1 to 243 code for a protein of 80 amino acids. NCBI's taxonomy places the organism in Eukaryota, Fungi, Ascomycota, Eurotiomycetes, Eurotiales, Aspergillaceae. The transcript has a single exon. The record is from RefSeq and is a predicted model, not a curated record.
AUGUUGGAUGAUCCUAGUUCCAUUCUUUUGCGGCAUGACAUCUUCAAGAUAUCGAGCAGCUUCGACAAACGCUGCUCCCGUCGUGCUGAUGCGCGGCUGGGUAUUGCAAAGGAGGUUACUGAUGAUGAAAGGGAUUGCGAGAUGCCAAAUGCUGAGUCGGAUGAGAAUCUUGACCAGAGUCCGAAGCACGAAACAGAAGAUAAGUUAUCAUGUGGUAGUGAUAUUAUAAAAUUACAGCCCUGA